AUGGCAAGAAACUUACCCCAGCAAAGCGAAUUCCCAUCAGUGCCGUCCUACUCAGCCACGCAUGUUAGAAGCGAUGGAGGAAUUCAUAAUAAUAUACAGGCUUGUAGUCGGGCUUUGUCUGAGUGGGAUAAAGCUAUAUUUGGUAAUGUGCGGUAUAAGCUAGAAUGGAAACGUAAAGAGCUUGCAGAAGCCUAUGUGGAUAGCUCCAACCCGAUACGUUUAGAGGAAUGCAAAAAAGAGUUAGAUGAUUUAUUGCGACAGGAAGAAGUGAUGUGGAGGCAAGAUAAGGUGUUGGCCUCAUUUCCUUGUCGUGUCAAUGAUCAGAUGAGGGCUUCGCUUGAUGCAACUUUUUCUGCAGAUAAUGUUAAAGAGGCGGUGUUUCAGAUGCAAGGUGAUAAGGCGCCAGGUCCUGAUGGUUUUUCACCAACCUUUUAUCAAAAAUGUUGGUCUAUCGUUUGUAAGGAUGUAACAGAAUUUGUUCUUAAUUUUUUGAAUACUGGUGAAAUUUUGUCCAAUAUUAAUCAUACCAACAUUGUUCUGAUUCCUAAAGUUGAAAAUCCUAGAACUAUGAAGGAUUUUAGACCUAUAGCUUUGUGUAAUGUCAUUUUCAAAAUAAUUUCCAAAGUUUUGGCUAAUAGACUUAAGUUAGUUCUUCCUCAAAUUAUAGGUGAGAGUCAGAUUGCUUUUGUACCGGAAAGAAUGAUUUAUGACAAUGCCUUGAUUGCGUUUGAAACCAUUCAUUUCAUGCGUAAUAAAAGAUCUGGUAAAAGAGCGCAUUUAGCUCUUAAAUUGGAUUUAAGCAAGGCCUAUGAUAAGGUAGAAUGGAAUUUUCUAGAGAAGUGUAUGUAUAGGUUGGGUUUCUCGUCUAGGUGGGUGAACUUGGUCAUGGCUGGAGUUCGAUCAGUUUCCUAUUCGAUACUGAUAAAUGGACAACAAAGUGAUACGUUUUGCCCUACUAGAGGAAUCCGUCAAGGGGAUCCUUUGUCUCCUUAUUUGUUCUUGUUUUGUAUGGAGGUUCUCUCCUGUUUGAUAACACAUGCGGAAGAUCGAAAUUUACUCCAUGGCAUAGCAAUAAAUAGAGCUGCACCUAGGAUUUCACAUCUAUUUUUCGCAGAUGACAGUAUCUUGUUUCUGAGGGCUUCGUUACAAGAGUGUGAAGCUGUUUUGAGUAUCCUGCACGAUUUUGAACAGGCAACGGGGGAGCAAGUAAAUAUCGAUAAGUCAGCUCUUCUAUUUAUUUCAAAUAUCUCUUUAGCCCUUAAAGAUAGAAUUAUGCGACGGUUAGGAGUGUCUCGGGUGUUGGAGAGGGAUAAAUAUUUGGGCUUACCUAUUAUGGUUGGUAAGAACAAGAAGCGUGAGCUUAAUUUCAUCAAAGAAAGAUUACUUCAUCGAGUUAAUUCUUGGUGUAGUAAGCUAUUUUCCAUUGCUGGAAAGGCUGUUAUGAUCCAAUCUAUUGCUCAGUCUGUACAUAUAUACCUAAUGAGUGUCUUUCGUUUCCCUAAGAGCUUUAUCCAUGAUCUCAAUAUGAUCCUAGCUAAAUUUUGGUGGGGAGGCACGAAUGAGAAUCGGAAAAUACAUUGGAAGGCUUGGGACGAUAUAUGUGUAUCGAAAUUAGAUGGUGGGCUAGGUUUCCGGGACUUUGAAGCUUUCAAUUUGGCUUUAUUAUCAAAGCAAUGUUGGAGGCUGAUACAUAAUCCGGAUUCACUUUGUAGUCGGAUCUUAAGAGCCAAAUAUUUUCCGCAAGGAGAUUUUUUUAAAGCUUCACUUGGACACAACCCCUCUUUUAUAUGGAGAAGUCUCUUGGAAGGCCGAAAGGUCAUAAGAGCAGGAUCACGAUGGAGAAUAGGCUCGGGUAAUAUUGAUUUUUGGUCUGGAAAUUGGUUGUCUAAGGGUCCUUGUUCCAACCCCAGGCCAAGAGAUGGUGUAGUUCCUUCGGAGCUCAGGGUAGCAGAUAUGAUGAAUUUUGAGGAACAAUGUUGGCGGGUUGAGGAGCUUAUGGAUUUGGUUGAGGAUGAUGAUAUUAGCCGAAUCUUGUGUUUGCCCAUUCCAAGAUCACCGGGAAGGGAUACUUUGAUUUGGGAUGGGAAUUCUACAGGGAACUUCACAGUGAAAUCAACCUAUUUUGUGGCGCGACAACAGCUGGGUUAUGAUAUAAAUAUCAAUGUUGAGAGUCGGAAAUUAUGGAGACGAGUUUGGUACUCAUCCAUUCCUCCAAAGAUCCGUUACUUUACCUGGCGGUUAAUUGGGAAUUUACUACCUUUGAAAGCAAACUUGCAACAACGUGGAAUGGAUGUUGAUGGUUUAUGUGUCGUUUGUGGACUAAGCGAAGAAUCUGUUGGCCAUAUCUUUUUUAAUUGCUGCUUUAGUCGACGGAUUUGGGAAACAGUGGCGCCAUGGUUAUUACCUUAUAUAGAGCAGUUGCAGACUACAAAUGAGUUUUGGAUUGACUUAAUUGGAAAAGCUUUUGAUUUAGGACAAUUGGAAAUUUUAUUGAUUUUCUUUUGGUCCUUGUGGAGGAAUAGAAACGAUUGUUUGCACUCUUCAUUCUCGGCUUCUCCGACAUCGAUGAUUUAUAAAGCUGGAGCUUUAUUGCAACAGCUUGAAUAA
Corchorus capsularis is the source of this 2607-nucleotide messenger RNA. The record is from the annotation of a GenBank genome assembly. Lineage: Eukaryota; Viridiplantae; Streptophyta; Magnoliopsida; Malvales; Malvaceae.